GAGGUCCUUUAAAAACUACGAUGGAUGUUAUUAACGCAGCUAAAAAAAAUUCUGAAGCUGGUACUAAGCUGGAUAAACUAACCAGGGAAAUAGCAGAGCAAUGCCCAGAAAGCAGUAUAAAAAAGGACCUCUUGGCGUAUUUGCAACGCAUUGUCCUAUAUUGUCAUCAAAUUCAAAUAACUUCGAAGUAAAAGGAGACGUUCAAAAUAUAAGCGGUGAACUUAUUGUUUCCGGGCUGGAUAGUGCUACAUCGUUAAUUCAAGCGGCUAAAAAUUUAAUGAACGCCGUUGUAUUAACGGUAAAGUACUCAUAUGUACAAGGCAAGGAACUGUGUCUAGGAUGAGGUCCUUUAAAAACUACGAUGGAUGUUAUUAACGCAGCUAAAAAAAAUUCUGAAGCUGGUACUAAGCUGGAUAAACUAACCAGGGAAAUAGCAGAGCAAUGCCCAGAAAGCAGUA
Drosophila santomea is the source of this 458-nucleotide messenger RNA. RefSeq names its product catenin alpha-like. The transcript is spliced from 3 exons. Lineage: Eukaryota; Metazoa; Arthropoda; Insecta; Diptera; Drosophilidae. The record is from RefSeq and is a predicted model, not a curated record. The coding region runs from base 101 to 343 and encodes 80 amino acids. Gene Ontology annotation, biological process: cell adhesion. Gene Ontology annotation, molecular function: actin filament binding.